GGCCUUUUCUCUGAUUGGUGGAUUUCUGCUUUUUCUCUUCUGCCAGACUCCUCGAUGGCGGCGAUCGGUGUGCAUUUAGGUUGCACAUGUGCCUGUGUGGCAGUGUAUAAGGAUGGACGUGCUGAUGUGGUGGCCAAUGAUGCCGGGGACAGAGUCACCCCAGCUGUUGUUGGAUUUUUGGAAAAAGAAACCAUCGUGGGCCUGGCCGCAAAACAAAGCAGAGUUCGAAAUGCAACAAACACUAUCGUUAAAGUAAAGCAGAUUCUGGGAAGAAGUUAUGGUGAUCCCCACACUCAGAAGCACAUCUCUGAAAGUAAAUGCAUAGUUGUGGAAAAAGUGGGAAAGCCCAAGUAUGAAAUUGAUACAGGAGAAACCCAGAAAUUUGUUUCGUCAGAGGAUGUUGCAAAGUUAAUAUUCAGCAAAAUGAAAGAAACGGCACAGUCAGCAUUGGGUUCAGAUGUAAAUGAUGUCGUCAUUACUGUCCCCUUUGACUUUGGAGAGAGCCAAAAAAAGGCUCUUGGCGAAGCAGCAACAGCUGCUGGAUUUAGCAUACUGCGCAUGAUUCACGAGCCUUCUGCCGCUUUAUUGGCGUAUGGAAUUGGGCAGGAAUCUCCUACUGGUAAAAGCAAUGUUUUGGUGUACAAACUGGGUGGAACCUCGCUGUCUGUCACUGUGAUAGAAGUUAACAGUGGUAUAUAUCGUGUCCUAGCUACAAGCACUUAUGAUGACAUUGGAGGCAUAUGCUUUACAGAAGCUCUGGCACAACAUUUAGCAUCUGAAUUUCAAAGGACCUACAAACAGGACAUCAGAGGCAAUGCCCGUGCCAUGAUGAAGCUGAUGAAUAGUGCUGACGUCGCAAAACAUGCCCUGUCCACUUUGGGAAGCUCAAACUGUUUUGUGGAUUCACUUUAUGAUGGCAUUGAUUUUGAUUGCAAUGUUUCUAGGGCUCGGUUCGAACUUAUUUGCUCUUCACUUUUUAACCAGUGCAUUGACCCAAUUAAAAAACUACUGGAACAGAUUGGAUUCAAAGCUAAUGAUGUGAAUCAAGUAGUACUGUGUGGAGGAUCAGCUCGCAUACCAAAACUCCAACAACUAAUUAAAGACCUAUUUCCAGAGGUGGAAAUGCUUAGCAGUAUACCUCCAGAUGAAGUCAUUCCUGUUGGAGCUGCCAUACAAGCUGGCAUUCUGAUAGGCAAAGAGAACUUAUCCACAGAUUUGGACACCAUCACCAUAGAAUGCUCAGCCAGUGAUAUAUUAGUAAAGGAAACAGAUGAAUCUGGGGAUAACAAGUUCACAGUCUUGUUACCAUCUGGCACCCCAUUGCCUGCUCGAAGGCAGCAUGUGCUACAGGCCCCAGGCCACAUUUCUUCUGUGUGCCUGGAACUGUAUGAAUCGGGUGGAAAAUCUCCUGUAUCUGAAGAAUCCAAAUUUGCACAGAUUGUUCUCAAGGAUUUACAAAAGAAAGCAAGUGGUGUUCAUGACAUAUUAACAGUGCUGACAAUGAAAAGGGAUGGAUCAUUACACAUAACUUGUACUGACAAAGACUCUGGCAAGUCAGAAAUGAUAACUGUUGAAGAGACUCCUUAGGGGUUUCAAGUGACUGUUUACUCACCAUGGCCAGUUUCAGCAAUCCUCUUACCAGAGGGGUAUGAAAAUGAAUUUUUGUCUUUAGUGCCACCCUGUAUGAUGAAAUGAACUGAAUAUUUUGUAUUUAAGGACAAUUUUUUCUGAAGUUAUAUAGGUACCACGUAAAUGACAUUCUUUUUCAAGGAUUAUUUUGUUUUUGCUAACAGUAAAACAAAUCGCAUUUCAGAGAACGGCCGCGAUAAUCGGAUUUACUUUGCUGCUAUGAGAUGUUCAAACAACAUAUUAUUGGCUAUUCCGGUAGAAAUUGUCAAAUGCCUAAAAUGGAUUUUAUCAGAUCAGCUACCCCAAAGCUGUGACUUGUGUGAUUCUUGUACUCAUUGCAAGUGUUAAACAUUGUCAUGCUUGCUACCAGCAGUCUGUGUGUGUGUGCAUGGAUGCAUUCUAAAAUAUUCCAAACUGUUAAAAUAAGUGAAAACCAUACCUGAAGUGCAAAUAAAAAUAUUUAACUGCUUCC
Molecule: messenger RNA, 2101 nt
Organism: Xenopus tropicalis (tropical clawed frog)
Lineage: Eukaryota; Metazoa; Chordata; Amphibia; Anura; Pipidae
Gene: hspa14
Product: heat shock protein family A (Hsp70) member 14
Cellular component (GO): cytosol
Molecular function (GO): ATP hydrolysis activity; ATP binding
Source: RefSeq, marked provisional